GCAUUUGCAUUUCUUGGUAACAAAACAACAAAACUGCAAUUCACACUAACACAGAGUAGCACCCGGACUUUUACUUUGAAAAUGUGCCUUUCACGACAUCGUGGCACAGGAAGUUGUCAUUCACCCGUUUUGUUCCGUGGACUGUACCGUUCAUUCUGUCCCAACUAACGUAAACAUUAAUUAGUUUUAGUACGUGUACCGUCUACACUUGACAUGGACAGUCCAGAAGUAACGUUUACGUUGACGUACAUAGUAUUUGCGUUCUGUUUCGUUUUUACGCCGAGUGAGUUUAGAUCUGCCGGUUUCACGGUGCAGAACCUGUUUUCGGGAUGGCUCGGCAGUGAAGAUAUUGGUUUCGUCCAGUACCAUGUUAGGAGGACAAGCGUCACCCUGUUGGUCCACUCCACUCUGCCUCUGGGUUACUACCUGGGUAUGUGCAUUGCUGCUCCAGAGAAGAACCUUAUCUACGUGCACCAGGUGAGCGAGGGAUGGAGACUGUUCUUCUUUCUCUGCCUGACCCUGCAGAUCUGCAGCUGGGCCGUUGUCAUCUACUGGUCGGGCCGGCGCUGGGGGAACCACCCCAUCUCCAGAACCCUCCAGGCCCACGCCUUGGGCCAGUCUGGCUGGGGCACCGUGGCCGUCUCCAUCAACACCGAAUUCCGCCGCAUCGACAAGUUUGCCACGGGGGCGCCGGGUGCCAGGGUUGUGAUCACAGACACCUGGAUCCUGAAGGUGACCACGUACCAUGUUCACGUGGCCCAGCAGCAGGACACACACCUUACCGUCACAGAGUCACGCCAACACCAGCUGGUGCCCGACUCUGCUACGCCCGUUCAGAUCCUCACGCUCAGCGUGGCCAGCAUCAACCCCAGUGUUAAGACCUUCCACAUCAGGCUGAACUCUACAGAGUAUGCAGAGCUGAGAGAGAAGCUACAUGCUCCAGUCAGGAACGCUGCCAACGUGGUGAUCCACCAGACCAUGAGUGACCUUUUCCUAGAUACCUUCAAGAACCAGGUGGAGCUUAACCAGACAUACCAGCCACCCAGCAGACAGGAGUUGGAAGCGUGCAUCGGCUGCAUGCAGGCCCCAGCAGGCAUCAAGCUCCUUCGUCUGUGCCAGGAAGAUGCCGAGGGAGGCGAUGGGGAGUGUCAGCAGUGCUACUGCAGGCCCAUGUGGUGCCUGACCUGCCUGGGGAAGUGGUUUGCCAGCCGCCAGGACCAGCAGCACCCAGAGACCUGGCUGGGUAGCACGGUGCCCUGCCCCACCUGCAGGGCCAAGUUCUGCAUCCUGGAUGUCUGUCAGGUCCACUGACCCUCUGGGCGUCAGGUGCCUCUCUCUGUCAGAUACGGACUGUUCAUGUCCCUUCCCUUGGGCCGGCUGACUGUCCUUACCCCUCUUCACCAGCCUGUGAGCGCUCAUAUAAUGAGACCCAAGUUCUCCCCCCAACAGACAGCCAGAGGACUAUGGCUUAUAACAUCUUGGUUUGGAGCCUUCCUCGUGCCAACGUGACUCAGUAAUACGUCAUCUCAUCGACUCAAACCUGUUUAGAGCUGCUGAGCAGCUAAAGUUCCAAAAGUGCCUUCUGUCAAGCGUCACUCCUGAAGUCUCAACAGAGACACUGACAUCUGUUCUUUAUUCACAGUGGUCUGAUUUGACCUUUCUUUCAAUUUUUCCCCCAUUUCUCCAAUAUAUUAUCCUUGUGAGACUGGUGAGUUGGAUUAACAGAGUAUAAUUUUGGCAGCUUGAAUGACUCGUGACGGUUCCAGUACUGCAAGAGCCCGAAAACGGAAAAGUUACGAUCUGCUAUUCUCUAUAUAUGACUGUGUACAACUCACAAGGCUAGAUUGGGAUUUGGGAAUCAAACAUAUUGAAUAAAACAUGCAUUACACAUUACAUUUUUCCUCUGUCUCUAUUUCCAGAAUAUGUAAAAAAAAAUACAUAUAGAGAGAAAAAAAUACUUUCUUUAGAAUUGAUCCUUUCAUGUGUCUCUUUUGUGAUAUAGUGGUGACCCUAGGUGUUGGUGAGUAGGCCGGUGUCUUCAAGUACGCUUGUGAGCUCAAGAGCCUACCAUGAUGGAAUUAGGGGAAAAGGCGAUCUGCUACCUCAACACUACUAUGCUGUUCUACCUGUAAUUAAAUAUAUACCAUAUA
Hypomesus transpacificus is the source of this 2150-nucleotide messenger RNA. RefSeq names its product transmembrane protein 129, E3 ubiquitin protein ligase (gene tmem129). Gene Ontology annotation, cellular component: endoplasmic reticulum; membrane. The transcript has 4 exons. Gene Ontology annotation, biological process: protein ubiquitination. Bases 214 to 1311 code for a protein of 365 amino acids. The record is from RefSeq and is a predicted model, not a curated record. Gene Ontology annotation, molecular function: ubiquitin protein ligase activity. NCBI's taxonomy places the organism in Eukaryota, Metazoa, Chordata, Actinopteri, Osmeriformes, Osmeridae.